AUGCAAGAAGCCCUUUAUCAAGAACCUGUAUUAUUACUCAAAUCUGAUGAUUUUACGUCUUUGGAAGUUGAAACUGUUAAUUGGCUUUUACAACGUGAUGACCUGGGAAUGUCCGAGUUAGAUCUUUGGUUACGUCUUGUUAUUUGGGGAAUUGACCCUGAGGUAACAAAAUAUACUGAUGAAGAAUUUGAUGCAUUGGAAAAAAUCUUACGUCCUUGUAUUCCAUAUGUUAGGUGGCAUCACAUUCCGGCUGCUGAAUUUAGAAAACAAGUUUCAAUAUUUAAACGUCUCUUACAAGAUGAAUUACAUGAUCCUGAUGUUAAUGGUUCACAAGCAUUUUAUGCGUCUCCAAUUUAUUCUACUGUAGCAUCACGAAUUCAAUCCGUUUUAAUUAACCCAGAUCAAGCAGCAAGAAUUGCAAGUUGGAUUAAUAGAUUAGAUAUUACACUGUUAGAAAAUGUUCGAGGAAGCCGUGAUCAAAAGUUUCUUCAGCACACUUUAACUUCUAAUCAAGUCGUAGUUAUUAUCAAGCCUUCAAAUUCAUCGGAAAUUCUUGGUGGUUAUAAUCCAUUGAGUUGGAGUAAAAAAUCAAUUUCUUCGAAUAAAGAACCUCAAAAUACAGCUCCGUUAAAAGAUAGUUUCGUCUUUAGUUUGGGGAGUGAUGAAAAAAGUGAUAUAUUGAGUAGAGUUAUUGAUCUUAAAGAUUCAAUUUAUUGUAAUGUUUAUUGUUCUCCAGUAUUUGGAAAAGGUGAUUUGUUCCCUAAAGGUCAUUUUGAGAUUGGGCAACCAUGUGGAUGUGAACAAACUAGCUACGAAAAACCUUUAAGGCAGAGCGCUGACCAAUUUAUUAUUGAAGAAUUUGAAGUUUUUCAAGUUAUAAAGAAAGAAUAUUAG
Molecule: messenger RNA, 894 nt
Organism: Dentiscutata erythropus
Lineage: Eukaryota; Fungi; Glomeromycota; Glomeromycetes; Diversisporales; Gigasporaceae
Source: the annotation of a GenBank genome assembly